Molecule: messenger RNA, 2250 nt
Organism: Uncinocarpus reesii 1704
Lineage: Eukaryota; Fungi; Ascomycota; Eurotiomycetes; Onygenales; Onygenaceae
Exons: 5
Coding region: 1-2250 (749 amino acids)
Source: RefSeq, a predicted model, not a curated record
AUGCGGGACCUGGAUUUGGUAGAUCAAUGGAAUCCGUCGACAAGUGGGCAAUAUCCCAACAUCAAACGGCAUCAUACCCAGAAGCCAGAUGCACAAAUGUCGAACCAAGUACUACAGCAUUUAAAAGCUGCCUAUGGCUUAGAAGAAGAUGCCCCCGCGAUGGUACAUGCUUGGCCCCGAUCGCUGAACCAUCCUGAACAUAAGGUCUCCGGAAUGCAGGAUUUCUUUACCUUCGAACAACUUACGAAAAUGCCCGAAUACUGGCCCUUUGAUUAUCACACCUGGGAGCAGGAGCCUCGUAUACCGGAGUGGGAGUCGAGUAUGGCCAGCAGUGAACACCCGCUUCCGACAGCCCCAUGCUAUUUCAGUACCGUGACACCCCUUGGUGAAAUCGACACACUUUCGCGUAGCCUAAUGCAGACACCUGAUGCCCAUUGCACUGGAGGCAGUACUUUGCCGCGUAACCUGAAGGAAGAUAUCAGCCAAGGAAUUUCAAAUUCGUGGCCAGUAAAUACCGGCGCAAUGAGCUUUUGCAUACCCGAAAGGCCCCAACAUUCACUAGAGGUUCAUGACCGAAACUAUAAGCUAAAGGGGCCCAAAAGCACCGGAAGUUUGUUGUUCGGAGCUCAUGAAGGCCUUGUUCAUAGAGUAUCAACUGCAACUAACAACAUAGCUCAAGAUAUACAAAGUCUUCAGCUAAAUCCAUCUUGUUUCUCGGAAUUAACUCGAGCUUCCGAUAGGCAUGAGUUGAAAUCGAGUUCAGAUCCGUCAGCGUCUGGGUCUGAUUCUCCUCCGAGUCCCGUUGGAUCAUUGAAUAAGCCGUCGAAUGACGGAGAGCAAUUCUGUGCUUCUGGAAGUUCAUCGGAUAAUCGAACCAAACACUCGAGUCUGCAGGGAUGUCAAAACUCCAGGGAACAAGCAUCAAGAGUAACCGUUUCAAAAGGAUCACCGCACUCAGGCAAACGGAAGUCUUUUCUCCCGGGGAUACAACAGAAAACAUCUGAUAUCAGGUCAAGAGCCUCGGAGAGGGAGCGGAAGAAAAGCAAUGGGGCUCACACGAGGGCGAUAGCAAUACCAAAAGCAUCUUUUCAAAUAGUUCAGGAAGAUGGUAAAGGAGGUUCAAUCACGAAUUCGCCGCAAAUAUUCCCGAUUAUCAGGGCGCGUCGACAGGGGCCUUUGUCAGCUGAUGGGAGGCGCGACGCAGCAUUGAGAAGAAAGGAUAAAAGUGUCUGUCUCUGGUGCCGGUUAUCCAAGAAAAAGGUCAAACCUGUAAUUGCCGAGCAGCCAUGCGUACGUGCGGACUUUUUCCAAAUCGUAGAAUCGGGGACCUGCAAUUACAUCUCACAACGUGCUGUCAAUCACCUUACUCUGGAUGGCCGGUCGAGGCGCCGCAUGGAGCUACCGUCCACACUUGACUUCGAGCAAUUUAUCUCCUCCCUAGAGGAACGGCAGGGAAAAUUCAACAUCCGUGUUCGACAGGCUUGGGGGACGCUCUGCAUUUUGGAUUUGAAGGAGUCUUAUGACUUCUUGAAGAAUUGUCCAGCAAGCCAAGACCAGAGAUUGUUUGAUUUGCGAGCAUUUAUCGACAACCACGUCCUGAAGUUUAAUAACUGGCAGAAAUGUAUCAAGGGGUGCAAUCCUACUGGGGAUGUGAUCUCCCUCCUGUCAAAAUGGAACAACAUGCCCAGUCGCGCUAGUUAUGAUUUCAUCCCUCAGUCAGAGGGUAUUCUAGACCGUCCAAUGAACAUUGAAGAUCCGAACGAUCGGAUAGAGAUCCUACUGGCCGCCCAGCUAUCUCAGAUAUUUUGUCGCAAACUCGAAGUGGAUGGUUAUAGGGUUCUCCAACACGCUCUUAACAAAAACAAGUGGGACGAUAUUCCCUACGAGUCCUUUCUCAAAUUUGUGUCGCAGUUGGGCCACAUCCUCGUGAGCCUUCGUUGGAGAGUGUCGUGGUGGGAACUCCUCGGCGACGGCGGAACGAAACCGGACAUCCACAAGGAACGAUACGAGGACCGAGUGAAAGGUCUCUGCAAAGUGUUGUAUUUUUAUUAUGUGUCUGUGAAGCUCAAGCUGCCAUCAUGGAUGACACCGGGCGAGCUUGACGGUGUCUGGUCCACUUAUGCGGACGCAGACCAAGUUUGGGACGAUUUCCCUUCGGUGGCUACUAUUGAAGGGUUCGAAAUGUGGAUGCAAAGAGGCAAAGCACUUCUUAAACAAGCUGGAGUACGGGACCGUAUUUCAAAUAUAUGA